CUAAUAUGUUGGCUUAAUUAAUGUCCUUUAAAGUGAAUUCAGUGGUACAAAAUGAAAUUGAAGCAGAUUUAUAAGAAAUUUAACAAUAGUUGGAAGUUAUAUUUACAAUAUUAUUUAGAUCUCCUACAAUAGGAUUAACGAUUUUAUUGAGAAUAUUUUUGUCCCAAUAAAUUGCAUUUCUAGUACCAAUACACCACCACCAAGGUUUGAUCAAAGUUUGAAUUAAUAUAUUCAAUAAAUUCCCUCAAACACAAUCAAUUUAUAAAAUAAGUUGCUUUAGAAAAUAACUCCAAUAGUAAAGGCAAUGGUUUCAAAAUAAGUCUAAAAAGUUGAAUAAACUUUGAACAAAUCCUAAUUCAAGCUAACUUAGGAAUUAUAGUAGAAAAUAAUUAAUUUCCAAGAAACAUAAUCGAAAUAUGAGGAGAUUAUUAAAAUAAAGGAUUAAGAGAUUGGACAAAUCAAAAUUUAGAUAAAAGAGUAGUAAUAAAUUGAGGUUCAAAUAAAUCAAAAUUAAAAAGAAGUAGAAGUUCUAUAAAAUUAAUAAAGAGAUGGUUUAAAAACUAAUUAAGGGAAUCAAUAAUUGAUAAAUGAUUUCAAGAUAAAGGAAGAAGAAUAGACAAAAUUAAUUUCAGAUCUAAGGAAUCAAAAUGAAAGAUUGAUAAUUGAAUUGAAAGAAGUUGAGUAAUAAAGUAACAAUUAUUCUAUUUCCAUUAGAGGUUGAAUCUGAAAUUAAGCUACAACAGAAACAAUAAGAGCUAGAAAAGUGCUAAGAAUCGAAUGAGAAGAACGAGGAAAUAUUGAAAUAGUUAUAAUAACAAAAUAUAGUAUAGGUAAAGAAUACGAGUAAUUAGGAAUGGGAAUUUUCACAAUCAUUGACAUUUUCAACAACUUAUAAACAUAAAAAUCUUUAAGUAACUUAAAAUGGAAAGUUUAUUGAAAAUGCUUAAAUUGGUUGGUGUUGCGCAAUAUGUGAUUAAAUGAUACCUAAGAAUGGAGUUGUCUAAUUUGCAAUCAAAAUAAUUGAAAAAGGAAGAAUAAUGAUAGGAAUUGGCUUUAGAGAUAAUGUGUAGAGUAAGGAGUAUUAUGAUUGUUAUUCUAUUGGAGGAGGGUAUUUAUAUUUCUAUUAUUAAUUUAAAUUAGAACAUAUAAUAUAUGGGAUGAGGGGUAUUGUUAUAAUCACGAUUAACAAGAUAAAACGGAGGAGGUAGCAUUUCCAUACUCAAUAAAUGAUAUUAUAAUAGUGGAAGUGGAUAUAAAUAAUAAAUAUAUAACUUGGAAAAAGUCAUCCACGAAUUUAUCAUUCGUAUUAAUUUUAAUUUUUAUUAUUAGGCUAUGACAAUUGACACGUCAAAAGAUUUAUAUCCUUGUGUACAUCUGAGUGGUCAAUCUAAAGUUGAAAUAUUAAAUUAAUUGCCAUAAUGA
This is a messenger RNA of Paramecium octaurelia, 1422 nucleotides long. Lineage: Eukaryota; Ciliophora; Oligohymenophorea; Peniculida; Parameciidae. The record is from the annotation of a GenBank genome assembly.